CUGCUGGUAAACAGCGCGGUACACAAAAUCCCACUAAGCUUCUGUCCGGAAACAAUGCGGAUAAGUUAUUUAGGAUUUCUCCUGAUCAUAUUUCUUCGAAUAUCUUAUUCAGAAGGAAUAUGUGAAAUUCCUGACAAGUAUGUAAAAACACUGUUCUCUAUCGAAAACGGAAAAGAAACUACUACUCAGAUUCUUAAGUCUCAGUUAAUACAAACCAUAGAAAAUUUGUGGGGGUCAUGUCACAUGAUAGUGUCUGAAAAUCAGAAUACUGAAGCUGUGGAAGAUAUCGUCGUCCUAUAUAAAAAUUUGACAAAAGAUUGCUUUUUCUGUUAUGACUUCAUAUUUAGAAGUCCAAAUGUCCUUCAGUAUAGACGAAGUCAAUGCCAAAGACCAGAAUAUGGAUCAAAUGAAUCGACCAUAUGCUCCUCCCUUGUAGCAGCCGAACUUGAGACUGGAUUUGUCCGAUCUCGAGAGGAUUACUCAGAUUUUAACUGUAAAAGUAUCAUUGAAGGAGUUUACGCAUUUGAUUAUCGAAUUGUUGGAAGCACUGGAUUAUGCAGUAGUCCAUUCAGCAUAAUCAAAGCAUGUCAAAGGCAAGGAUCUCCCCUAAGAGACAAUUCUAUUUUGGAGCAAACAUUUGGUUACUGUCCAAACUUUCAGGACAAGUCAAUUCUUGAAGAUCCUAAUAUUGUUUUCGGGAAGGCAAACAUAUGGAGAUGUUAUGGUCGCUGGACAGAUAAAAGUGGAAACAUUUGGGCUGCAAUAGCCUAUGAUACAAAUCAGCUCAGGUUUAAAUACCGUUGUUUGACAACGCGCAUUGACCAACAAAAUCCUCAGGACACUUUCUACUGGGGAAUGUCAACAAAUUCUGAUUGUAAAGUAUUACAUAAUUAUAAUAAUGCACCUAUUCGACUUGAACUUCGACCUGCUUUUGAUCCGGACAGUCAGAUAAGCGAAUUACAACCAGGAUGUAAACUGCCAACAAAUUUCAGUGGACAUUGGUUUUAUCCUAGUGAAUAUCAAACUUCUGUUGAUAUUAAUGCAACACAUAUUUACAUGAAACGGAAACAAGCCAAUUAUUUGUAUGAUCAUAUCUAUUUUGUAUGCAGACAACAACAGGAAUCACGUUAUUUAAUGACAGUGGUAACCCUAGGGAAAUGUGAAACAGAUUUUAUGUGUAUGGAUUUUAUGCCAAGACAUCACAACAUAAUUCGUUUUCGUAUGGGUCGACCAUUCCCCCUACUGCCACGUGAACGACAGUCGUUGGGUGCAAGUUAUAUGCAGCGAUUAUAUCGUGAAGCAUGCCAUUGGAGUUCAUUUACCCUGAAUUACAUAGAAUGGACAUAUGAAUAUUUUAUUCAAGAUCCACCGACGCCUAUUAAUUGUCCGAUACAAGGUAAAUUUAAAUUUAUUCAACGCGGUCAAGAACAAGAGAAGUACACUACUAAAAUCCCCGGUGGAAUGACGCCUAGACCAUGGGUUCAAGUUCUAUGUUACAAUUAUUGGGAGUCGAAUAUUGAAGCUUGUUUAAACGAUCCAAAGACAUUACAACUUGAUGUGCAAAAAUGCUGGCGUUUAGAUUUUGCUGGUCAACCAUUAUCUGAAUACAACGUCGUGGAUAAUUACAUCACAUGUGUUGGUUAUUGGAUGGAGGAUACAAAAUCAUUUCUAGUCACAUAUGAUAAACAAGAUCCUGUAACGAACAAUUUCCGUUGUUGGAUCUAUAAACGCUUAGGUUUUCGUACCUAUUUAAUGUCACGUGGUCGUGGAAAUCGUUGUUCUAAAAUGCAAACAGCUGAAUCAUCAUUACCACAAGAAGGUGCCUCAUUAUUAUUAGAAUUAACUGAAGAUGAAUAUCAAUUUGAUGUUUGUCCAAUGUCAUGGGAUGAUGGACGUAAUCCAUAUGCAAAUCCAGCUAUCUUGGAUGUCUAUGCUGAUGGGUGUACACUGCAUCCGCUUCUAGGUCUUUUAACCAUGCUCAGUUUUGUACACAUUUUUUAUAUUGUCUUUGUUUAAAUUACUACUUACUACUUAUUUCUAAUCUGUGAAUACUGAUGUUUGUAUGUAUGUAUUUAUGUAGGACAAGAUAUUAUGUAAAAUUUUGGUUUGUUUUUCUACAACAUAUCAACCUUCAUUUUUGUUGUUGAUUUGUUUAUUUUUUAUCCAGUUAUUUUUGGAUAUUCUAGGGCAAAACAACUCACCAAUUUUCUAUUUUCUUUUUGUAUUAACCACAAUGAUUAAUAUUAGCAUCUGUCAGUGUAUUUGAAUAUAUAUAUAGAGAGAAA
Molecule: messenger RNA, 2285 nt
Organism: Trichobilharzia szidati
Lineage: Eukaryota; Metazoa; Platyhelminthes; Trematoda; Strigeidida; Schistosomatidae
Source: the annotation of a GenBank genome assembly